Messenger RNA from Plectropomus leopardus (leopard coralgrouper), 1753 nucleotides. It is a transcript of the gene tagln3b, whose product is annotated as transgelin 3b. NCBI's taxonomy places the organism in Eukaryota, Metazoa, Chordata, Actinopteri, Perciformes, Serranidae. The record is from RefSeq and is a predicted model, not a curated record. Gene Ontology annotation, cellular component: actin cytoskeleton. Gene Ontology annotation, molecular function: actin filament binding. Gene Ontology annotation, biological process: actin filament organization.
ACGAAUAUUUACUUUUUCAAAGCAAUCAAUUUUCAAGAUCAGCUUGUCAGAUUUUAUAGUGUAUGGGGUCACUGUGCUAUAGUUUUCACCUAUUUUUGCACCACAGAUCUUUUGUUUGCCAGGAAAACCUUUUAAGUAGUUAAGUUGUCUAGCCGCACAAGAAAUGGCAGCAUGCUCUCCAUAUUGAGCCUCAGCACUCUGAUCACUAAGACAAGAUACAGACGCUGUAACAAACAAAAAGCCUUUUCAGUGUUUGUCUUGUGCAAAAGCCAAACAAGUCAGGAGGAAGACCAACCGGUUCAAGCUGAUAUUCUAACAAGAAGCAAAUAUCCUCUCUGCUCAGGUACCAUUGAGCAGAUCACCAAAACUAGCAUUUAUGAUGAAGUAAAAAGGGGAUUUUUAUAUCCAGUGGAUUCAUGUCCAGUGUUGACUUCAAGCUGCAGGAAAGAGUUUAAAAAGAGAAUUAAUCUGGCACCAUCAUGUGAUUUGGUUUGCUGAGGUUCACUUCAUGCUACAGCUGAGCACGCACUACAGUGACCACUGUCCGGAAGCGAUGUCACGUCGCAUUCUGUAGCUGAGAGUCUCCAGGGACCCCUCCUUUGGAGCUUGCAUAUAAAACGAGUGACCCGCCCCUCCCGGACAAAUGAGAUCCAGCCCGGCCCGACGCGCCUGUGCUGCGCUUCAUGGAUGCCUCGGCAGUUCAGCAUCCUCAGCCCUGCCCAGCUCUGCGGAAUUAACGCUGUGACACGGACAAAUCUGACCGGCCUCUCCUCCUCGGGCUACUACAAAUCACAAAUACUGUAGUGUUGCAAGAGCUGCCAUGGCAAACAGAGGGCCCAGCUACGGACUGAGCCGAGAGGUGCAGGAGAAGAUCGAGCAGAAGUACGACCCAGACCUGGAGCAGCGGCUGGUGGACUGGAUUGUUGCACAGUGUGGGGGAAAUCUGGAGAGGCCGCAGGCGGGGAGAGAGAACUUCCAGAAAUGGCUAAUGGAUGGAACAAUCCUCUGCAGGCUUAUCAACAGCCUCUAUCCAAGGGGGAAGGAGCCUAUCAAGAAGAUCCCAGAGACACAAAUGGCCUUUAAACAAAUGGAGAAGAUCUCUCACUUCCUGCAGGCAGCUGAAACUUAUGGAGUCACAACCACUGAUAUAUUUCAAACCGUGGACCUCUGGGAAGGAAAAGACAUGGCAGCAGUGCAAAGAACUCUUAUGGCUCUGGGGAGUUUGGCUGUUACAAAGGACGAUGGUCAUUACAGAGGUGACCGAGACUGGUUCCACAGGAAAGCUCAGGGGUAUCGGCGAGAGUUCAGCCAGGAGCAGCUCCGCCAAGGCCAGAGUUUGAUCGGACUGCAGAUGGGCAGCAACCGCGGCGCUUCCCAAGCUGGUAUGACGGGCUACGGUAUGCACCGUCAGAUCAUGUAGAACACUUACUAGCUAACCUGCUUCCUUGCUACCUUAUUUUCUACUAAUACCACAAAAAGUUGUAGCCCUAAAAAAACCCAUAUCCUUUGUAGCACCUGCCAUGUUAACCUCAAUCUUCCUGGAAUUGCUGCUUUCCCAAACAGUGUCCUGUCUGUAAAAAUGAUGUCAAAUGCUGUAGAUCUCCUCCUUCAAGCUCCUCUCCUGUUCCUCUCUUUCCUUGCUGUUCUCCCUUUAGCUUUGUUUAAGUUCCAUGUCCAAAUGAUUACUUAAUUUGGAGCUCAGUCAUUCAACAUCUACUUAGUCUUGUAGAGAAUUUAAGAUUAAAAUCUCUAU